UAUGACAGACGUAAUCGGUUCACAGUGAAUAUCUAUUGCUCUUAAUAUCUUUUUGUUUCUGUACUGUUGUUGUGCAGAGACCACCCUCGACAGCGUGUUGUCGGAGGCUUAGAGCUGUCCACACUGCAUGGGUGAUGACACGAACCGUGUGCUCUUAAAGUAAUAUACUGUAAUGGAGCCUUCGAUAACUUUCUCUUGAGACGCUCAAUAAUCUGUAACCAUGGAGACGCUCGAAGACACUUUCAAGGCCCUGUCAAUCGCCAGACGACUGCAACAUGAUGACCCGACAUAUAUUCUGGACCUAGCCUUCCCUGCUAACUCACAGGCGGAGGUGGUCGCAGUGUGCUGCUCAGACCGUUCUGUGCGUUUGUAUACCGCUAACACGCUCUGUUUGCAGAGGGAAUACCAGGGUCACACAGGCGCGCUGUGCGGAGUGCGGUUUGCGCAUAACUCCUCUGACCUGCUCUUUUCAGGCUCCGCUGACGGAACACUGCGCUGCUGGGAUGUCCGGCAGCCCUGUUCCGAAGCCGUGCAGGUUUUCCAGAGUGACCCGGCGCACUCCUACUGCUCGUUUGAUGCGAGUUGUAGUGAUACGGUCCUGUGUGCAGGCACUGAGAAGGUGAACGAGGACAGCUUCCUCGUGUUCUGGGACGCGCGCAUGGUCAGGAAUGGUGAGGAGAGCCUGAAAAAAGACGGACUGCUGGGGGUGUACUCAGAGUCACACAGCGACGACAUUACGUCGGUUUGCUUUCAUCCGCGACAGGCAGAUCGGUUGGCAACUGGGGCGACGGACGGCCUGGUCAACGUGUUUGAUCUGAGCCAGGGGUCGGAGGAUGACGCCCUGUUCACCACUUGCAACAGUGACUCAUCCGUCAGCUCCAUAUGCUGGGCAGGUAAAGAUCUUCAGCAGCUGUUGUGUCUAAGCCAUGAUGAGGGUCUGCACCUGUGGGACGUGGGACAGCUGGACAGUACAGACCCGCUGACGCUGCUCAGCGCCAACGAUGCCCGCACCCUGGCUGCCCUGCCUGAGGGGAAGUCUCUGGACUACUUUAUAGGUGGCACAUGGCUAGAGGACGGAGGGCAUCUGCUGGUGGCUGGCGGCACCAAUGAUGGAGAGCUCCACCUCCUGGACUGCAGUGGGAGUGGUCUGAGGCUGAUAAGGUCAUUGGUGGGUGGGCACUCGGCCACGGUGAGAUGCUCCCACUGGAGCCCAGUCAGGAGCACUCUGUUCACGGGCGGAGAGGAUGGCCUCCUGCUGCAGUGGAGGCCGGAUGCUGAGGAUGCUGGCGAGGGGAAACGAGACAUGCUGAAGACCAUCUCCGCCAUGCAGCUCAAAUCCAGAUCAUACAGACACCACCCAACAAAGAGAGAGAAAAAACAGCAAGCGUGACACUACAUCUCUAGCUUUUACACCUAAUGGACAGGCCAGCAGGAGUGUGUCUAUGUGCCAAGUGUACAUUUCAUUUUAGAUGUUUUAUGACACCAGACACCUACAUGUAUAUGAAUCCUAUUCUUUACAUUUACACAUACACAGCAGUGCCU
This is a messenger RNA of Chanos chanos (milkfish), 1542 nucleotides long. RefSeq names its product WD repeat domain 89 (gene wdr89). The transcript is spliced from 3 exons. Gene Ontology annotation, molecular function: protein binding. The record is from RefSeq and is a predicted model, not a curated record. Bases 221 to 1390 code for a protein of 389 amino acids. Lineage: Eukaryota; Metazoa; Chordata; Actinopteri; Gonorynchiformes; Chanidae.